Messenger RNA from Cotesia glomerata, 1442 nucleotides. Its product is annotated as alpha-tocopherol transfer protein-like. Gene Ontology annotation, cellular component: membrane. The record is from RefSeq and is a predicted model, not a curated record. The coding region runs from base 380 to 1435 and encodes 351 amino acids. The transcript is spliced from 4 exons. Lineage: Eukaryota; Metazoa; Arthropoda; Insecta; Hymenoptera; Braconidae. Gene Ontology annotation, molecular function: phosphatidylinositol bisphosphate binding.
UUAUAUAACUUAAAAAAAACAUUUAAUUUUAGUGUCACUUUGGUAGAUAAUGCUGCGUAAUGAUGGAUAAAAUAAUCCAUGCCAUUCCAUGAUCGACUAAUUAUAACUCUUUACAUAACGUCGAUACUUGCGAAUUUAUUGUCUAGCUAACAUAAUUUUUUAUAGCAGAUAAUUCUACUCAAAAUUGUACUUUGAUCGUCGGAUAAUAUUUUAAUAAAAUAGUAAUUUUUUUAUGUUCAUUAUAAAAACUUAAAUAUAGUUUUGAUAUUUAGGCUAGCCUAAAUUAAUCAUUAUUUAAUCAAUGGGUGGUAAAUAAUCCACUAGAAGAAUUUAAAUAAUAUAAUUUCGUACAUUCGAAUCAUACUGAUUAAUUGUACAUAUGACCUUGCUGUCAUACAACACCGUCACGCUAGAUUCAAAGCUGUGCGUGCAAGUAACUUUUAAUGUCAAUAAAAUUUUAUUUCAUUUAGUGUCUGAAUUGCCAGCAGUUAAAAUACAACCAACUGCUCACCUUAAACUUCAAGUAACCAUGGCUCUGAUUAAAAUGGUACCUGUUGAAGAAGAAAUGAAGCGAAAUCCUGAAUUAAAGGAAGCUGAUCUCAAAAUGUUAAAGGACUGGUACGAGAAGCAGCCUCACUUGCCAAAAAUAUCCGACAAUGAGUUGAUUUUGUUCUUGCAUAGUAAUUAUUACCGGUUGGAACCGACUAAAACGACGAUUGAUACUUUUUACACAGUGAGGACUCAUGUUCCGGAGUUUUUCUUCAACAGAGAUCCGUUGGGGAAUAAAGACUUGAGAAAUAUAUUUCAAACAGCAGCAUACUUUCCACUGGAGGGAGAAACUGCAGAAGGUUACAAAAUAAUUUACGGGCGUCUAAUGAACUAUGAGCCAUCUGCGUACGUUUACAAUGACGCUAUAAAGUAUUGGAACAUGUCAAUGGAUCUUUGGAUGUACUCAGAAGGAACUAUGAAGGGUCACAUAAUUCUUGUGGACUUGGCAGGUCUUUCUUUUGGUCAUACUACUCGUUUGAGUCCAAUGGGCUUGAAGAAAUUUCUGUUCUACCUCCAAGAAGGGCUGCCCGUUCGUCUCAAGGGCUUACAUUUUACCAACUCCAUUCCGGCGAUGGAAAUUAUCCUGGGAAUGAUGAAACCGUUCAUAAAAAAAGAACUUAUGGAUAUUCUUCACAUUCACACCAGCAACGAAACAGUAAAGAAAUUCCUGCCGCUUGAUAUUCUUCCUAAUGAAUCAGGUGGCAAAGCUGGACCUCUGAGAGAUCUCCAUGAGAGGAAUAUAAAAAAAAUGGAAGCUCACCGUGAUUUCUUCUUGGAAGAAGAAUCUCGCGGACGCGUCAACGAGUCUCUGCGACCUGGAAAGGGAAAAAAUGCUACUGAUCUUUUUGGAGUCGAAGGAAGUUUCAAGAAACUCGACAUUGAUUAAUUUCUAU